This is a messenger RNA of Pseudozyma hubeiensis SY62, 678 nucleotides long. RefSeq lists its product as hypothetical. The record is from RefSeq and is a predicted model, not a curated record. Bases 1 to 678 code for a protein of 225 amino acids. The transcript has a single exon. Lineage: Eukaryota; Fungi; Basidiomycota; Ustilaginomycetes; Ustilaginales; Ustilaginaceae.
AUGCACUUCCAGUCCCGAAGCGAGUGCAGCGAAGUCAGAAGUGACACGGCGCGACCAAAGACAGACGCGUCUUUGGCUGUGGUGACAAGCUGCACCUGCCGAAUUUUGCUGGCGCCAAAAUUGUCUGCAGACAAUGCAAUCGCCGGGCUACAAAGUGCUGCAUCGCAACGCGUGGUCCUUUGCCAGCUCUGCGUGAGCUUGCUGGUUUGCCCCCGUCUCGAGUGCUCAAAGCAAGAUGCCGAAUUUGCUCAUGCCGCUGUUGGAGCUGAGACGCAAAAAAAAAAACACCGCUCGCGCCACGCGGUCCAUCACGACAGUCCACGUCUGCAGCCCAAGCGUCCUUCGCUAGAGACUAUCGACAACACGCUAGCGUCGCGGCGAUAUUGUAUGGCGAUCGAUCCCGAAAUGCCUUGCUCUUUGGAUCGGAAGCAAUGGGCGUGUUUACGAAAGCACACCUACAAUGUCAGCGGUAUACAGUCGCGAGAAAUCCGGUGCCAAGCCUUUCUUAUUGUUUGGCUCCGACGUAACUCGCCGACGGCUUGGAUGUCGAUCAAGAACAACCGAGGCUCACCUCGCCUGCGAACCAUGGCCACGUCGAGGUGGCGCGUUGCGACGGGAGCGGCGGUUGAAAUCGCGCAUGUGCAAGCUUCAGACUCGGACCUUCCGUUGGGAAGCUAA